Molecule: messenger RNA, 2232 nt
Organism: Octopus bimaculoides (California two-spot octopus)
Lineage: Eukaryota; Metazoa; Mollusca; Cephalopoda; Octopoda; Octopodidae
Source: RefSeq, a predicted model, not a curated record
CACUGAAAUCCUUACUGGAAGAAAAAAGACCAAGAAAUAAUCUGAUAGAUCGACAUCUCAAGUAUAUAAAGCGUAGACAUAUAAAGAUACUUUUUAUAUAUAGAUACUUUAUAGAUAUAUCUUACAGUCAUUGUUAUACAAACUGCACACACACACGCAUACACACACAAUAUCAGACAAAUUGAACUGCUAAGAUAAAAUGUGAAACCGCGAAUCAAACAUCCAGUUUUUUGACCCCGUGAACUCUACAAACUUUUAAAACGUCAAACGUAUCUGGAAGACAUUCAGGAAACUUGCCUUUAUACUUAAAUAAACACAAUGCUUCUAAAUCAUAUUAAGUCAAAAGAUUUAUUUUCCAAUUAUUCAGAUGAGAAAGGAGAAUCGGGGUUUAGCAGUCAGAAUUCCCUAUUACAAAACUCUGAAAAUGACAAUUAUUCUCAGGACUUCCUUUCUGAACAAUAUCCAAGUCAGAGUAUGAGGAUGUACCAGAAAUAUAUGUGUGAGCCUCCUUUGUACAAAGCUUCUAGUCAAAUAGAACUAUCAAAUAAAACAAUCCCUGUUUGUAAUCCAUUGGAACACAACAGAAUGAAACCAAAGAAUCAAGAUGAUCGCCCCCUCAUUAAUACCAUUGUAAAUAUUAUGAAGGAGUCUUCAAAUGAGACAAAAGAAACACUAGAAGAAAUGUUGGAAAACAUAAACAAGUUUUUGAGUAAAAAUGAAACUUUGAAUCAGUCAAAUCUGGAACAAUUUAACCAAGAACUCAAAGAGUUUCAGCAGACAAUGUUACAGACUGUGGAACAAAACAAGGAGAAAAGUGAGGACCUCCUUAAAAAAGACUAUGAAAUUGAAAAACUGAAUCAAGAGUUGAGUUGUUUAAAGCAUUAUUAUGCAAGCAGUGAGAAGCUGUUUUGUAACAAAAUUUCUGAAGAGUUUUCAGGUCAUCAGGGCUGGUUGAAGGAUAAUUUACAGAAAUUGAUUGCAAUUUUGAAACAAGAAUCAUCAAAUAAAAGCUCUUUUGUUCAUGAAGUGGAAGUUAUGAAAGGACAGAGUAAAGAAUUUUCACAGUUAAAAACAUUCUUGAUGAAAAAUUUUAAAGAUCUCGAAAAGAAAAUAUUAUCUUCAACAGAUGAUGUGCUACAUCAUUCUGCUAACACAUUGUUAAACUUCAGCAAAAGUGUCUCCUUAAGGUUUGAGCAAAUACUGAAGAAUUGUUCUAAAAACUUUGAGGACAGUAUACAAAAGCAGUUUGAAAGUAACGAGCAUUACCAAGAGGAAAAUAUUGAAAAUCUUAUCAGUCAGAACAUAAAGAAUAGUUACCAAGAUUUGCAAGAAAAAAUCAAUAGCAUGUGUGAAAUACAACAUGUCUCAUUUCAAAAAAUAUCAAAUGAACUUUAUCACAUAAAACAGAAAAUGGAUAUUCUAUCUCAAAACAUGACCAGUGAAAAUCAGAAAUUCAUUUCUGUAGUACCCUGUGAAAGAGACUUCAACAUCAAGCCUUAUAAUGCUGUUAACAAGAAGCAUAUUGACAAUGAUAAUCGAUUUUUUGAUAUACAAAACAACAAUGUAAAUAGUAAUAAUUCUUUGAAUGUGAUUCCUUAUAAUCCCGGUCAGUUAAGAAGGUCUCAAAGGAUCAUGUCUAACAACUAUAAUACACAAGCUCAGACAUCAAAUCUUUCGCAAGUGGUUGACUUGAAAAAUUCUCAGUUGGAAACAACUAAAAAAUUGCAAGAAUGUUCUCAACCAAAUUUGAAGAAUUUCCAAACUUUUCAAACUUCAAAUACUUCAUAUCUGAAUCCUGUUUGGAAGUUUGGCAAACAGUCAAAAGUCAUUAAUAGAAUGCCUAAUCAAGAAAAUGAAAAUGAAUAUUUUAAUACUCCAGAAUACAACUUUAAGAACAGGAUAUCAAAGAAAAGAAGGUUUAAUUAUUUGAUCAAUGAGGAAAAUGACACAUGUUUUGAUCAGUUACCUGAAUUAGAAAGCCAAGGAUCAUCUCCAGCUAUUUCAUUCAUGGAACUGAAUAUUCCAAAUACAACAAACAAUGAUGAAAUGGAAUAUAAUAGCAGUAUUUUCCACUUCAACCCAAAUUACAGUUUAAAGCUCCCAAUUCAAAUUCAUAAUAAUGGAAUUGGAUGGCGACAGACAGUCAUGGGAAUUGGUGAAAGCAGCAUAACCAAAGAUAGUUUAGAUUGUAAAAAUUUCAUUAAUUCAAAAAAGCCAAACCUCAACUUCUAG